Molecule: messenger RNA, 582 nt
Organism: Vicia villosa (hairy vetch)
Lineage: Eukaryota; Viridiplantae; Streptophyta; Magnoliopsida; Fabales; Fabaceae
Product: cold shock protein 1-like
Exons: 3
Coding region: 1-582 (193 amino acids)
Biological process (GO): positive regulation of cytoplasmic translation
Cellular component (GO): cytoplasm
Molecular function (GO): mRNA binding; zinc ion binding; single-stranded RNA binding
Source: RefSeq, a predicted model, not a curated record
AUGAAUUGUACGAAUGCGCAGAAGGUGCAGUUUGGUACCCAUAUGCUUGAGAAGGAAGUUGGGGAUUGGUGGGGUAACACUGUUCAUAGGUUUGAUGAAGUUGAAGAUGUUCGUGGAAAGAAAGAUGUGGAAUUUCUUGAGCUUAAGCAAGGUAAUGAAACCGUAGCAGAGAUCUAUGAUGAGGAUAGUAGGAAGAGUGAUGCCUAUUAUAAAAGUUUAAAUGAUAGGAAAGGGAAAGGUCAAUUUCGAGGGAAGUCAUAUGCUGAUAAAGGAAAACAGAAAACUGAUUAUUACAUGAAGCCAAGUGGGGGAGGAGCUACUAUUCUGAUUAAGUGCUUCAAGUGUGGUGUCAAAGGACAUCGUGCUUCUAAGUGCACCAAAGAUGAUAGGAAGUGUUUCAAAUGUGGCAAGAUGGGUUACAAAGCUAAUGAUUGUAGAGUUAGUUCGAAUGUAACUUGCUACAACUGUGGUAAACGAGGGCACAUUAGUACCAAGUGUGACAAGCCAGAGAAGGAGAAAGCUAAGGGGAAAGUGUUUGCACUAUUUGGUUCUGAGAGUGUUGUUGAGGAUAGACUAAUCUGA